AUGGUGACUGGCGGCGGCGGCCCUGCUCCUCUAGGGUCUGUCAGUGAGCGGCUCCCCCGGGCCCUUCUCCUGAGGGCGGCGGCGGCCGGGAGGAUGGCUGCGGCGGCCUCCUGCUCUGCGGCGGCGGCUGGGCCCGGGCCCGGGCCGGGGCCGGUGUCGGGCGGGCCGGGCUCCUGCGAGUGGCUGCUGCUGCGGGACGGCUGCCUGCGCUGCGACGCCGACGGCCUCUGCAGCCUCUGCUACCACCCGGCGCUCAACGCCAUCCUGGCCGUCACCGCUCGCGGCGCCAUCAAAGUCAUCGACGGCACCUCGGGGGCCACGCUGCAGGCGUCGGCGCUCAACGCUAAACCAGGUGGACGGGUGAAAUGUCAGUAUAUUUCUGCUGUGGAUAAAGUGAUCUUUGUGGAUGAUUAUGCAGUAGGAUGUAGGAAAGAUCUCAAUGGCAUCUUACUGUUAGACACAGCUCUGCAAACGCCUGUUUCAAAACAAGAUGAUGUGGUUCAGCUUGAAUUGCCGGUUACAGAGGCUCAACAGCUGUUAUCUGCUUGCAUAGAAAAAGUAGAUGUUUCUAGCACAGAGGGAUAUGACUUAUUCAUCACACAAUUGAAGGAUGGUUUAAAAAAUACCUCACAUGAAACAGCAGCAAAUCAUAAAGUUGCAAAGUGGGCAACGGUUAUGUUCCACCUUCCCCAUCAUGUUUUGAAGUCUGUCGCCAGUGCCAUUGUAAAUGAACUCAAGAAGAUAAAUCAAAAUAUUGCUGCCUUACCUGUAGCAUCCUCUGUGAUGGAUAGGUUAUCUUACCUCUUACCCAGCGCACGACCAGAACUUGGUGUGGGACCUGGUCGAUCUGUGGACAGGUCUUUGAUGUAUAGUGAAGCUAACAGACGGGAGACAUUCACUUCAUGGCCUCACGUGGGCUAUAGGUGGGCACAGCCAGAUCCUAUGGCUCAAGCUGGAUUCUAUCACCAGCCUGCUUCAUCAGGAGAUGACAGAGCCAUGUGCUUUACCUGUAGUGUGUGUUUGGUAUGCUGGGAGCCUACAGAUGAACCUUGGUCUGAACAUGAGAGACAUUCCCCAAACUGCCCGUUUGUCAAGGGUGAGCACACUCAGAAUGUACCUCUUUCAGUCACACUGGCAACAAGUCCAGCACAAUUUCCCUGCACAGAUGGCACUGACAGGAUAGCCUGCUUUGGAUCUGGAAGUUGCCCUCAUUUUCUAGCUGCUGCAACAAAACGAGGAAAGAUCUGUAUAUGGGAUGUUUCCAAACUUAUGAAGGUCCACUUAAAAUUUGAGAUCAAUGCAUAUGAUCCGGCUAUUGUGCAGCAACUUAUGUUAUCAGGAGAACAGAGCUCAGGGGUUGACUCAAGGAGACCAACACUAGCAUGGCUAGAAGAUUCAUCUAGCUGCUCAGAUAUACCAAAAUUAGAAGGAGACAGUGAUGACCUACUGGAGGAUUCAGACAGUGAAGAGCAUUCCAGAUCGGAAUCUGUGACAGGGCAUACAUCACAAAAAGAAACUAUGGAAGUCAGCCUUGAUAUAACUGCUCUCAGCAUUCUUCAGCAACCUGAAAAACUUCAGUGGGAAAUUGUUGCAAAUGUUCUGGAAGACACGGUUAAGGAUCUGGAAGAACUUGGGGCAAAUCCCUGUUUGGCCAACUGUAAGAGUGAAAAGAUGAAGGAAAAACAUCUAGAACAACACAACAUUCCCUUUCCUUGUUUAUUAGCUGGAGGUCUAUUAACAUACAAAUCACCUGCUACCUCUCCUGUUAGCAGUAACUCUCAGAGGUCACUGGAUGGCUUAAGUAGGACUCGAGGUGAGAGUGUCUCAGAACAGGGCUCGACUGACAAUGAAUCCUGCACGAACUCAGAACUGAAUUCCCCUCUGGUAAGGAGGACUUUACCUGUAUUGCUGCUAUACAGCAUUAAGGAGUCUGAUGAAAAAGCAGGAAAACUCUUUUCACAGAUGAACAAUAUUAUGAGUAAAAGUAUACAUGAUGAUGGUUUCACAGUUCCACAGAUCAUUGAAAUGGAGCUGGACAGUCAGGAACAGUUGCUGUUACAGGAUCCCCCUGUGACUUAUAUUCAGCAGUUUGCAGAUGCUGCGGCCAACCUGACUUCUCCGGACUCGGACAAGUGGAGCUCUAUGGUUCCCAAGCCUGGGACUUUGGUUCAGUGCCUGCGUCUGCCAAAGUUUGCAGAGGAGGAGAACCUGUGUGUAGAUUCAAUCACUCCUUGUGCAGAUGGAGUUCAUUUGUUAGUAGGACUGCGGACUUGUCCUGUUGAAUCUCUGAGUGCAAUAAAUCAAGUAGAGGCCUUGAAUAAUUUAAAUAAAUUAAACUCGGCACUAUGUAAUAGAAGGAAGGGGGAACUAGAAUCAAGUCUUGCUGUAGUGAAUGGCACGAGUAUUGAUGUAAUCCAACAUGAGUCACCAGCAGAUGUACCAACUCCUUUAAUUAUUCAACCUGAACAGAGAAGUGUUAGUGGUGGAUACCUAGUGCUUUAUAAGAUGAAUUAUGCCACUAGAAUAGUUACCCUAGAGGAGGAACCGGUAAAAAUCCAGCAUAUCAAAGACCCCCAAGACACAAUUACCUCAAUGAUUUUGCUCCCACCAGAUAUAUUGGAUAAUCGAGAGGAUGACUGUGAGGAACCUGUAGAGGAAAUACAAUUAACUUCUAAAAAUGGCAGUGGGAGAGAGAGAAGAUCUGAGAUCUCUACUCUUGGGCACCUGGUAAUAACUACUCAGGGAGGAUAUGUAAAAAUACUAGAUCUUUCGAACUUUGAAAUUCUGGCCAAAGUGGAGCCACCUAAAAAAGAGGGCACUGAGGAACCAGAUAUGUUUGUCUCUGUGAUAUACUGUUCGGGCACAGACAGAUUAUGUGCAUGCACCAAAGGUGGAGAACUUCAUUUCCUUCAGAUCGGAGGGACCUGCGAUGACAUAGAUGAAGCUGAUAUACUUGUAGAUGGAUCCCUUUCUAAAAGUGUAGAACAGUCAUCAGAAGGCACCAAGCCUUUAUCUAACCCUUCUAGUCCAGGUAUUACAGGAGUUGAUCUUUUGGUGGACCAGCCAUUUUCCCUUGAAACACUGACAUCCCUGGUGGAACUGACCCGUUUUGAGACCUUGACGCCACGGUUUUCGGCCACUGUCCCUCCCUGUUGGGUGGAGGUCCAGCAAGAGCAGCAGCAAAGGCGGCAUCCUCAGCAUUUGCACCAGCAGCACCAUGGGGAUGCAGCUCAGCAUACUCGAACUUGGAAGCUACAGACAGACAGCAACAGCUGGGAUGAGCAUGUCUUUGAACUGGUUCUACCAAAAGCCUGUAUGGUUGGACAUGUGGACUUCAAAUUUGUUUUGAAUUCAAACAUCACAAACAUUCCCCAGAUUCAAGUGACUUUACUGAAAAAUAAAGCUCCGGGCUUAGGGAAAGUCAGUGCUCAUAACAUUGAAGUGGAGAGAAAUGGAAAACCAGGACUGGUUGAAUUCAAUGAAGAAAUGCAGUAUAUGGAUGUAGAGGAACCACAAUGUCUUAGAUUGUGUCCGUUUCUGGAGGAACACAAGGAAGAUAUACUUUGCGGUCCAGUAUGGCUGGCUACUGGACUUGAUCUAUCUGGACAUGCUGGAAUGUUGACGCUAACAAGUCCAAAGCUUGUUAAAGGCAUGGCUGGUGGCAAGUACCGCUCAUUUUUAAUUCAUGUUAAAGCAGUGAAUGACAGAGGAACAGAAGAAAUCUGCAAUGGUGGCAUUAGACCAGUUGUUAGAAUACCAUCUCUAAAACCUCAGACUAACAAGGGCCAUUCCCUUGCUUCAUUGUUGGCAAAAGUUGCAGCAGGCAAGGAAAAGCCAUCUAGCAAAAUGGAAGCCACUAAUUCUUCAAGAAAAUCAGAUAAUCUGAGAGGCUGUGACUUACUUCAGGAAGUCUCUGUAACGAUUCGAAGAUUUAAAAAAACUUCAAUUUCGAAGGAAAGAGUUCAACGGUGUGCCAUGUUACAGUUUUCGGAGUUCCAUGAGAAGCUGCUCACCACUCUUUGCAAGAAGACAGAUGAUGGUCUGACUACAGAACAUGCUCAGAGUCUUGUUCUAGACACGCUUUGUUGGUUGGCUGGAGUGUAUUCAAAUGGACCUGGCAGCUCAAAGGAAGGAAAUGACAGCUUGCUUUCUAAAACACGUAAAUGUGUCUCUGAUAUAAUACGUGUUUGCUUCUUUGAAGCUGGGCGGAGCAUAGCUCACAAAUGUGCACGAUUUCUCGCCCUGUGUAUCAGCAAUGGCAGGUGUGACCCGAGUCAGCAGGGGUUUGGAUCAGUUCUUCUGAAAGCUUUACUGGACAAUAUGCCUCUUUUGCCUGCAGCUGCAACAGGUGGAUCUGUGUAUUGGUAUUUUGUAUUGCUGAAUUAUGUAAAGGAUGAAGAUUUGGCAGGAUGUAGUACAGCCUGUGCAUCACUGCUAACUGCCGUGUCCCGACAGUUGCAGGAUCGCUUAACACCUAUGGAAGCAUUACUUCAGACAAGAUAUGGAUUAUAUAGUUCACCUUUUGAUCCAGUUCUGUUUGAUUUGGAAAUAAGUGGCUCUUCUUGUAAAAAUGUGUACAACAGCAGCAUUGGAGUACAGUCAGAUGAAAUUGAUUUGUCUGAUGUUCUAUCAGGAAAUGGGAAAAUAAGUAACUGUGCAGCUGCUGAAGGUAGUUUUACUUCCCUUACUGGACUUCUGGAAGUUGAGCCUCUGCACUUUACCUGUGUUUCAACAAGUGAUGGAACUAGAAUAGAAAGGGACGAUGCAAUGAGUACCUUUGGGGUUACCCCAGCAGUUGGUGGCCUCUCUUCUGGAACGGUUGGGGAAGCCUCGACAGCUCUGAGUUCAGCAGCCCAGGUAGCUUUGCAGUCUCUCUCUCAUGCAAUGGCCUCAGCCGAGCAACAGCUCCAGGUGCUGCAAGAGAAACAGCAGCAGCUUUUGAAGCUUCAGCAACAGAAAGCUAAGCUGGAAGCAAAACUGCACCAGACAACAGCAGCAGCAGCGGCAGCAGCAUCAGCAGUUGGUCCUGUUCACAACUCUGUGCCUUCUAAUCCAGUAGCAGCCCCAGGGUUCUUCAUCCAUCCUUCAGAUGUCAUUCCACCCACACCGAAAACAACACCCCUGUUCAUGACUCCACCUUUGACUCCACCUAAUGAGGCAGUUUCUGCUGUUAUUAAUGCAGAGCUUGCUCAGCUUUUCCCUGGUUCGGUCAUUGAUCCGCCAACAGUUAACCUUGCAGCACAUAACAAAAGUACAAGCAAGUCUAGAACGAAUCCACUUGGAUCUGGUCUUGCCCUUGCAAUAUCUCACGCUUCACAUUUUCUUCAACCUCCACCUCAUCAGUCAAUUAUUAUAGAGCGAAUGCACUCAGGAGCAAGAAGAUUUGUGACCUUAGAUUUUGGAAGACCUAUAUUGCUGACAGACGUAUUGAUUCCCACUUGUGGAGAUUUGGCUUCUUUGUCAAUUGACAUCUGGACUUUAGGAGAAGAAGUGGAUGGAAGGCGGCUGGUAGUGGCUACAGACAUUAGCACACAUUCGCUUAUUUUACAUGACUUGUUGCCACCCCCAGUUUGCAGGUUUAUGAAGAUCACUGUUAUUGGUCGAUACGGUAGCACAAAUGCUAGAGCAAAAAUCCCGUUAGGAUUUUAUUACGGCCAUACCUAUAUCUUACCCUUUGAAAAUGAGCUGAAACUAAUGCAUGAUCCCCUCAGAGGAGAAGGUGAAGCUGCAAAUCAGCCAGAAAUUGACCAACAUUUGGCAAUGAUGGUUGCCUUGCAAGAAGACAUACAAUGCAGGUACAAUUUGGCCUGUCAUCGGUUAGAAAUCCUUCUGCAGAGUAUUGACCUGCCACCACUCAACAGUGCUAACAAUGCCCAGUACUUCUUACGAAAGCCAGACAAAGCAGUAGAAGAAGACAGCAGAGUAUUUUCUGCUUACCAGGACUGUAUUCAGCUACAGCUUCAACUCAACUUGGCUCAUCAUGCUGUUCAGAGGCUCAAAGUAGCAUUAGGUGCAAGCAGGAAAACACUGAAGGAGCAAUCUGAUCCAAAAGAGUUGAUUCAGAUGUCAUCCACAGAACAGUUACGCACCAUCAUUAGAUACUUACUGGAUACUUUGCUUAGUUUGCUUCAUUCUUCCAAUGGGCACUCUGUUCCUGUGGUUCUGCAAAGUACUUUUCAUGCUCAAGCUUGUGAAGAAUUAUUUAAACACCUGUGCAUCAGUGGAACCCCAAAGAUACGAUUGCAUACUGGCCUUCUGCUUGUUCAACUCUGUGGAGGAGAAAGAUGGUGGGGCCAGUUUCUCUCAAAUGUACUGCAGGAAUUAUACAAUUCAGAGCAACUUCUCAUAUUCCCACAAGACAGGGUCUUCAUGUUGCUUUCUUGCAUUGGCCAAAGAUCGCUUAGCAACAGUGGUGUUUUAGAAAGUUUACUUAAUCUCCUGGAUAACCUGCUGUCACCACUGCAACCUCAUUUACCUGUGCACAGAAGAACUGAAGGAGUUUUAGACAUUCCCAUGAUCAGCUGGGUUGUAAUGCUGGUGUCCAGACUACUGGAUUAUGUAGCUACUGUUGAAGAUGAAGCAGCCACAGCCAAGAAACCUCUGAAUGGUAAAGAGAGGGAACGAUUUUUGACAGGAAACCAAUGGAGUUUUAUAAAUAAUAGCCUUCACACUCAGAGUCUGAGCAGAUCUACUAAAGGCAACAGUAGCCUAGACAGACUGUAUUCCCGAAAGAUCAGAAAACAGCUUGUGCAUCAUAAACAGCAACUUAACUUAUUAAAAGCAAAACAGAAGGCUUUGGUGGAACAGAUGGAAAAAGAGAAAAUACAAAGCAACAAAGGAUCAUCAUACAAACUUUUAGUAGAACAGGCAAAACUAAAGCAGGCUACUUCAAAGCACUUCAAGGACUUAAUACGCUUACGUCGGACUGCAGAAUGGCCUCGUUCUACUUUAGAUACAGAAGUAUCAACAACAAAGGAAACUCCAGAAAUUGAACCCCUUCCAUUUACACUGGCCCAUGAACGCUGUAUUUCUGUAGUGCAGAAGCUGGCACUCUUUCUCUUGUCCAUGGACUUUACUUGUCAUGCAGAUUUACUUCUCUUUGUUUGUAAGGUUCUUGCGAGAAUUGCAAAUGCUACCAGACCAACAAUUCAUUUAUGUGAGAUUGUAAAUGAGACGCAGUUGGAAAGAUUAUUGCUGCUUCUCGUUGGAACUGACUUUAACAGAGGAGACAUCUCUUGGGGAGGGGCAUGGGCUCAAUAUUCUCUGACUUGCAUGCUGCAGGAUAUUCUAGCAGGAGAGCUGUUGGCGCCUAUAGCAGCUGAAGCUAUGGAAGAAAGUGCUUUGGGAGAAGAUGCUGGAGCUUCAGCUGGGGAUUCCGAUGACUCCCUCCAGCAGUCCACGGUUCAGUUAGUGGAGACAAUAGAUGAGCCUUUGACACAUGACAUCACAGGUGCUCCACCUCUUUCAUCAUUGGAAAAAGAUAAGGACAUCGACCUUGAAUUACUGCAAGACCUGAUGGAAGUUGAUAUUGAUCCUUUGGAUAUCGAUUUGGAAAAAGAUCCCCUUGCAGCCAAAGUCUUCAAGCCUAUAAGCAGCACCUGGUACGAUUACUGGGGUGCCGAUUAUGGCACCUACAAUUACAAUCCUUAUAUUGGAGGUGUUGGAAUUCCAGUUGCAAAACCACCAGUAACUACAGAGAAAAAUGGAUCACAAACUGUGAGCGUAUCAGUCUCUCAAGCUUUAGAUGCGCGUCUAGAAGUUGGACUUGAACAGCAGGCUGAGCUGAUGCUGAAAAUGAUGUCCACCCUGGAGGCUGAUUCCAUUCUACAAGCAUUAACAAACACAUCUCCUACAUUAACCCAGUCUCCUAGUGGAACAGAUGAUGCAUUGCUAAGAGGAUUACAUGCUGCUAACCAAAACACCCAGUUGAUUGUACAGUUGUCAUCUAUACCUAUGCUAAGCACAUGCUUCAACAAACUCUUUUCCAUGUUACAAGUCCACCAUGUUCAGCUUGAAUCCCUUUUACAGUUAUGGCUCACAUUAAGCCUAAAUUCCAGCUCCUCUGGAAGUAAAGAUAGUGGCGCUGACAUUUUCCUUUAUAAUGCUAACCGAAUACCUGUCAUUUCCUUGAACCAAGCUUCAGUAACUAGCUUCCUGUCAGUUCUGGCAUGGUAUCCUAAUACCUUACUGCGGACAUGGUGCCUUGUGCUUCAUAGCCUAACUCUCAUGACAAAUAUGCAGCUUAAUGCUGGUCCAAGCAGUGCCAUUGGAGCUCAGGAAAGUACUGCCCAGUUGUUGGUGUCAGAUCCAAACCUCAUUCAUGUGUUAGUGAAAUUUCUUUCCGGCACUAAUCCUCAUGGAACAAAUCAACACAGUCCACAGGUUGGGCCAACAGCGACACAAGCUAUGCAAGAAUUUCUUACUAGAUUACAAGUGCACCUUUCUUCAACUUGUCCUCAGAUGUUCAGUGAAUUUUUAUUGAAAUUAAUACAUAUACUUUCAACAGAAAGGGGUGCUUUCCAGACGGGCCAGGGACCCUUGGAUGCACAAGUGAAACUCUUGGAAUUUACCCUGGAACAGAAUUUUGAAGUUGUAUCAGUUAGCACUAUUUCUGCAGUAAUUGAGUCUGUAACCUUCCUUGUGCAUCAUUACAUUACAUGUUCAGACAAAGUGAUGUCUCGCAGUGGCUCAGACAGCUCUGUGGGUGCUCGAGCGUGUUUUGGAGGGCUUUUUGCCAAUAUUAUCCGUCCAGGUGAUGCCAAAGCAGUUUGUGGAGAAAUGACAAGGGAUCAACUUAUGUUUGAUUUGUUAAAGCUGGUCAACAUUUUAGUUCAACUGCCGCUUUCCAGUAACCGAGAAUAUAGUGCCCGUGUUCCAGUAGCAAGCAGUACUACAGACAGUGUGUCUGAUGAAGAAAAGGUUUCAGGAGGCAAAGAUGGCAACGGAAGCAACCCUAAUAUUCAAGGAUCAGCUGCAUAUGUGGCAGACUUGGUGUUAGCCAACCAACAAAUUAUGAGCCAGAUUUUGUCUGCACUUGGCCAGUGUAACAGCAGUGCUAUGGCAAUGAUUAUUGGGGCAAGUGGCUUACAUCUCACUAAACAUGAAAACUUUCAUGGUGGCUUGGAUGCAAUAUCAGUUGGAGAUGGGUUGUUCACUAUCCUGACAACACUUAGUAAAAAAGCAACAACAGUGCAAGUGAUGCUUCAGCCAAUUCUUACCUACAUGGCCUGUGGGUACAUGGGAAGACAAGGUUCUCUCGCCACUUGUCAGUUAUCUGAGCCACUGCUCUGGUUCAUUUUACGAGUGCUGGAUACAAGUGAGGCACUGAAAGCUUUCCAUGAUAUGGGUGGUGUUCAGCUUAUUUGUAACAACAUGGUAACGAGCACAAGAGCUAUUGUUAAUACAGCAAGAAGUAUGGUUUCGACUAUUAUGAAAUUUCUUGAUUCUGGUCCCACCAAAGCAGCAGACAGCAGUUUGAAAGCUAGAGUACUAGCUUCUGAGCCUGACAAUGCAGAAGGAAUUCACAAUUUUGCACCUUUGGGUUCCAUCACCUCAAGCAGUCCCACCGCUCAGCCUGCUGAAGUGCUGUUACAGGCUACUCCUCCCCACAGACGAGCUCGGUCUGCAGCAUGGUCAUACAUAUUUUUACCCGAGGAAGCUUGGUGCGACCUCACAAUUCACCUUCCUGCAGCCGUGCUGCUCAAGGAGAUCCACAUCCAGCCUCACCUGGCCUCUCUGGCAACUUGCCCUUCAUCAGUAUCUGUUGAAAUAAGCGCAGAUGGGGUCAAUAUGUUACCUUUGUCAACUCCUGUUAUCACAAGUGGUCUCACGUAUAUAAAAAUCCAGCUGGUAAAAGCUGAAGUUGCCUCAGCUGUCUGCCUCCGUCUCCAUCGUCCUCGGGAUGCCAGUACACUCGGCCUCUCUCAGAUCAAACUCUUAGGCCUCACGGCCUUCGGAAACACUUCGUCUGCAACCGUCAAUAAUCCAUUCCUUCCCUCUGAGGAUCAGGUCUCUAAAACAAGUAUUGGAUGGUUAAGAUUAUUACACCACUGCCUCACUCACAUAAGUGAUUUAGAAGGAAUGAUGGCUAGUGCUGCAGCACCCACUGCUAAUCUGUUACAGACAUGUGCUGCUCUACUAAUGUCACCUUACUGUGGUAUGCAUUCUCCAAACAUUGAGGCUGUGCUUGUAAAAAUUGGGCUUCAGUCCACCAGAAUAGGCCUAAAAUUGAUUGACAUUCUUCUAAGAAACUGCUCAGCAUCAGGGAGUGAUCCUGCAGAUCUGAAUAGCCCUUUACUGUUUGGAAGAUUAAAUGGUCUUUCUUCUGACUCCACAAUAGACAUUCUUUAUCAGCUUGGAACAACUCAAGACCCUGGAACAAAAGAUAGAAUUCAAGCACUGCUGAAAUGGGUCAGUGAUUCCGCAAGAGUUGCAGCUAUGAAAAAAAGUGGCCGGGUCAGCUAUAUUUGUCCAAAUAGCUCAACAAGAGAGUAUGGUCUUUUGAUGCCAUCUCCUUCCCAUUUGCAUUGCGUAGCAGCAAUUCUGUGGCAUAGUUAUGAAUUGCUUGUUGAAUAUGAUCUACCAGCAUUGCUAGACAGAGAGCUCUUUGAGUCACUGUUUAACUGGUCCAUGUCUCUUCCCUGCAACAUGGUUUUGAAGAAAGCUGUUGAUAGUUUGCUUUGUUCAAUGUGCCACAUCCACCCCAAUUAUUUUUCAUUGCUUAUGGGAUGGAUGGGUAUCACUCCUCCUCCAAUGCAGUGUCAACACAGACUGUCCAUGACUGAUGACAGCAAAAAGCAGGACCUUAGUUCAUCUUUAACAGAUGACUCUAAAAAUGCACAAGCUCCUCUUGCACUAACAGAGUCUCACCUGGCUACUCUUGCUGCCUCAUCUCAGUCUCCUGAAGCUAUCAAGCAGUUAUUGGACUCGGGUUUGCCUUCACUGCUUGUAAGAAGUCUUGCUAGUUUUUGCUUUAACCAUACUUCUAGUCCUGACUGCACUGCACAAUCAAUGGAUAUCACCCAGGACAGGCUCAGGAGGCAUCAUGUUCCACAGCACUUUAACAAAAUGCCUAUCACGGCAGACCUGGUUGCUCCUGUUCUCAGGUUUUUGACAGAAGUUGGCAACAGCCACAUAAUGAAGGAUUGGUUGGGUGGCUCUGAAGUCAAUCCAUUGUGGACAGCACUUUUAUUUCUGUUGUGCCAUUCUGGUGCUACUUCUGGAGGACACAAUGUGACUGCACAACAGACCAGUGCAAGAUCUAGCUUGCUUUCUUCAACUGUAACAACAGGGUUGACCACUCAGCAGCGGACAGCAAUUGAAAAUGCAACAGUUGCUUUCUUCUUACAGUGCAUUUCUUGCCAUCCUAAUAAUCAGAGACUUAUGGCACAGGUUCUCUGUGAAUUGUUCCAGUCCUCUCCUCAGCGUGGGAACCUCCCAACCUCUGGAAAUAUUUCAGGAUUUAUUAGGAGGCUUUUUUUGCAGCUGAUGCUUGAGGAUGAGAAAGUGACUUUGUUUCUUCAGUCACCAUGUCCUCUAUACAAAGGUAGAAUUAAUGCUACUAGUCAUGUAAUUCAACAUCCAAUGUAUGGAGCUGGACACAAAUUUCGUACUCUUCACUUGCCUGUCUCAACAACUCUAGCAGAGGUUCUUGAUCGUGUGUCAGAUACACCCAGUAUCACGGCUAAGCUAAUUAAUGAACAGAAGGAAGAUAAAGAAAAAAAGAACUAUGAAGAGAAAGAAAAAGUUAAAGCAGAAAAUGGAUUUCAGGACAACUAUAGUGUUGUUGUUGCUUCUGGUUUGAAGUCUCAGUCAAAAAGGGCUGUUUCAUCCACCCCUCCUCGUCCACCAUCAAGGCGAGGAAGAGUGAUGGCUGAUAAAGUAGGUACCUCUUCCUCAGGAGGAGAAUCUUCGAGCAAGACCAUUAGUGUUCCAGUCUUUCACCUAUACCAUAAACUUCUACCAGGCCAGCCAUUACCAGCUGAAAUGACACUUGCCCAGCUUCUGACUCUGCUAUAUGACCGUAAACUCCCUCAGGGAUACCGAUCAAUAGAUUUGACAGUUAAGCUUGGUUCCAAAGUCAUCUCAGAUCCAAGCUUAUCAAAAACAGACUCAUUUAAACGUCUUCACACAGAAAAAGAACAUGCAGAUUUACUGGGUCCUUGCCCUGAAGAUGAAGCAAUCAGUCCUGGGGAUGAGUGUAUGGAUGCAGUUCUGGAUGAAUCGCUUCUUGAAACCUGUCCCAUUCAGUCUCCACUGCAGGUUUUUGCAGGAAUGGGUGGAUUAGCCCUUAUUGCAGAGAGACUCCCAAUGCUUUAUCCCGAUGUAAUUCAGCAAGUGAGCACUCCAGUGGUUACAUCGACUACGCAGGAAAAGCAGAAGGACAGUGAUCAGUUUGAAUGGGUUACCAUUGAACAAUCAGGGGAAUUGGUGUAUGAAGCACCAGAAACAAUUGCUGCAGAACCUCCACCAAUCAAGUCAACAGUUCAGACUAUGUCGCCCAUACCCGCACAUUCUUUGGCUGCCUUUGGUUUAUUUCUUCGUCUCCCGGGCUAUGCUGAGGUGCUGCUAAAAGAACGGAAACAUGCUCAGUGUCUGUUGAGAUUGGUGUUGGGAGUUACAGAUGAUGGUGAAGGAAGUCAUAUCCUGCAGUCUCCUUCGGCAAAUGUGCUUCCAACUCUACCCUUCCAUGUGUUGCGUAGUUUGUUCAGCACUACGCCAUUGACUACUGAUGAUGGAGUACUGCUUAGGCGGAUGGCACUGGAGAUUGGGGCUAUACAUCUUAUCCUUGCUUGUCUGUCUGCUCUAAGCCACCACGCACCAAGAGUGCCCAACUCCAGUCCCAACCAGGCAGAGCCACAGGUGUCAAGUACACACAACAGUGCAUCAACAGAAGAACAGCAGUUGUACUGGGCUAAAGGUACAGGCUUUGGAACAGGCUCCACAGCUUCAGGAUGGGAUGUUGAACAAGCUUUGACUAAGCAAAGGCUGGAAGAAGAGCACGUAACCUGCCUUCUACAGGUUCUUGCCAGUUACAUAAAUCCUGCAGGGAGUACAUCAAACGGAGAGACCCAAACUAGCCACGAGGGGAGAGGACAAAACAGCAGUGCUCUUCCAUCUGUUCUCCUAGAGCUACUCAGUCAAUCUUGCCUCAUCCCAGCAAUGUCAUCCUACCUCCGCAAUGAUUCAGUUUUGGAUAUGGCCCGGCAUGUCCCCCUUUACCGAGCGCUGCUAGAAUUGCUCCGUGCUAUUGCAUCCUGCACAUCGAUGGUACCAUUACUGCUUCCUCUGUCAGGAGAAAAUAGCGAAGAGGAGGAAGAACAAUUGGAGUCACAAGCUUCUGUUGGGACUUUGUUGGCUAAAAUGAAGACCUGCGUAGAUACCUAUACCAACCGACUGAGGUCUAAAAAGGACAAAGCUAAAGCAGGAGUAAAACCAGAUACUUCUGAUCAAGAACCAGAGGGCCUGACACUUUUGGUACCAGACAUCCAAAAGACUGCGGAGAUAGUUUAUGCUGCUACCACCAGUUUGCGCCAAGCAAACCAAGAAAAGAAGAUGGCUGAAUACUCCAAAAAGGCUGCUGUGAAGCCCAAGCCUUUGUCUGUUUUACGGUCUCUUGAAGAAAAGUAUGUGGCUGUGAUGAAAAAACUCCAGUUUGACACAUUUGAAAUGGUGUCUGAAGAUGAUGACGGAAAAUUGGUUUUUAAAGUAAAUUACCACUACAUGUCUCAGGUAAAAAAUGCAAGUGACGCCAACAGUGCUGCCAGAGCCCGACGCCUUGCUCAAGAAGCUGUGACCCUUUCAACAUCGCUGCCUCUGUCAUCUUCAUCCAGCGUUUUUGUCCGCUGUGAUGAGGAGCGGCUUGACAUUAUGAAGGUUCUCAUUACUGGUCCUGCAGACACCCCUUACGCAAAUGGUUGCUUUGAAUUUGAUGUAUAUUUUCCACAAGACUACCCUAAUUCCCCUCCGCUUGUGAAUCUGGAAACAACUGGAGGCCACAGUGUGAGAUUUAAUCCAAACCUCUACAAUGAUGGCAAGGUGUGUUUAAGCAUACUUAACACAUGGCAUGGGAGGCCAGAAGAGAAAUGGAACCCUCAAACAUCAAGUUUUUUGCAGGUGUUAGUGUCUGUCCAAUCCCUAAUACUGGUAGCAGAACCAUAUUUUAACGAACCAGGUUAUGAGCGAUCCAGAGGUACUCCGAGUGGUACCCAGAGCUCCAGAGAGUAUGAUGGAAAUAUACGACAGGCAACAGUCAAGUGGGCAAUGCUUGAACAAAUCAGAAAUCCAUCACCUUGUUUUAAGGAGGUCAUCCACAAACAUUUUUACCUGAAAAGAGUGGAGAUCAUGGCUCAGUGUGAGGAGUGGAUAGCAGACAUACAGCAGUACAGCAGUGACAAACGGGUAGGCAGGACUAUGUCCCAUCAUGCAGCAGCUUUGAAGCGUCAUACGGCCCAGUUGCGGGAAGAACUUCUAAAGCUUCCUUGUCCCGAAGGAAUGGACCCAGACGCUGAUGAUGCCACAGAAAAAUGCAGUGCCACAAGCUCAGAAGAAACUAUGUUGCACGAACAGGUUAAACCCAGUAGCAGUAAAGACAUCCCCACUGAUUUCAAGUUAUGAGUUGCAUUGACAUGGACUUUCUAGACACAAAGGCUUUGAAGCACAAGCCAAAUAUGUCAAUAUUUGUAUGUAAGAAGCGAAUUAUGUAAUAGGUAAUGAAAUUGAAACUAUACUAUGCCCUUAAGGAUAUACAGUUUAAUUCAAGAUGAUCUUUUAUUUACCUGUACAAGAGUGUAAACUUUUUCGUGCUUUUAUUUUUCAAUUGUGAGAACCACUGAUUGGUAUGUUUAAAAAGUUAUGUAUACAACAAAUGGAUAAAUCACUGAUAUAUAAGGGAAACUACCUUAGGAAAGAAUGUUUACUGAAUGUUUAUUUUUUUUUUACUUGUAGAGUGAGGGCGGUUGUAACAAAGAAUAUAUAUUGGUCAUUCUUACAGCUACUAUUUAAAGUCAGAAACUUUUCACUGAAUUUGAUAGAUUUUACGUUUGGCCAUAUAUUCAUGCUCAUAUUUGAUUCUAAAAAAAAAACCUCCUGUAUACUUCAAUAAACGUUAAGUGGACAUGA
This is a messenger RNA of Phalacrocorax carbo (great cormorant), 15120 nucleotides long. The record is from RefSeq and is a predicted model, not a curated record. Lineage: Eukaryota; Metazoa; Chordata; Aves; Suliformes; Phalacrocoracidae.